AUGGCCGGCGGCAUGGGGUUCGUCCUCGGCGGCGCUUUCGGUCUGUUCAUGUCGAGUAUGGCCUACGAUACACCCCUCUCGCCGCAGGGCCAGCAAAUCACCUCUCUACCAGUGCGCGAACAACUCCGGCGCGGCCUCAAAGACAUGGGCUCGAAAUCCUACUCGUCGGCCAAAAACUUCGGCAAGAUCGGUGCCAUCUACAGCGGCACCGAAUGUGCCAUUGAAGGCUUCCGUGCAAAAUCCGAUCUCACAAAUUCCGCCCUUGCCGGCUGCCUCACCGGAGGCGGGCUCGCGUACCAGGCUGGCCCGCAGGCCGCGGCAUUGGGCUGUGCCGGGUUCGCGUUGUUUUCUACCGCCAUUGAUGCGUACAUGAGGAUGCCGGACAGUGAUUGA
This is a messenger RNA of Capronia epimyces CBS 606.96, 393 nucleotides long. RefSeq lists its product as uncharacterized. Bases 1 to 393 code for a protein of 130 amino acids. Gene Ontology annotation, molecular function: transmembrane protein transporter activity. Gene Ontology annotation, cellular component: TIM22 mitochondrial import inner membrane insertion complex. Lineage: Eukaryota; Fungi; Ascomycota; Eurotiomycetes; Chaetothyriales; Herpotrichiellaceae. The transcript has 2 exons. Gene Ontology annotation, biological process: protein insertion into mitochondrial inner membrane. The record is from RefSeq and is a predicted model, not a curated record.